Molecule: messenger RNA, 1006 nt
Organism: Blepharisma stoltei
Lineage: Eukaryota; Ciliophora; Heterotrichea; Heterotrichida; Blepharismidae
Source: the annotation of a GenBank genome assembly
AUGACUACUGCUCAUCGUCCAACAUGGAAUGCAGUGCAAGGGGGCAAAGAUCAAGGAGGCAAUCGCAUUUUGGUUCCCAGUAGACAAUACUCUUCAAAAGACCUCCCAGGACAUACAAUAUUGAAAGAAAGAAAAAAAGGCCAAGGUAAUCCUGAAGAAUUAAAAUCAGUGGAUUUCAAAGCUCAGUUAUUACAAAAAGAAAAAGAAUAUUUUUUAGAAAAAUCCAAAUUUGAAGAAAACCCACAAAGUGAAGAGGAAAGCGAAGGAGAUAUUGAGCAGGAAGAAUCAGAAAGCUACGAAAAUCAAUCAGAAGAGGAGAGUUCUGAAGAUGAAGAAGCACUUAGAGCAGAAAUAGAAAAAAUCAAAGCCGAAAGAGCCGAAGCUGAAAGGAAAAGAAAGGAGCAGGAAGAUAUUGAAAGACAAAAAGCCAGAAGAGAAGAAAUUUUAAAUGGGAAUCCUUUGCUUGAUAUUGCACAAGGCUAUCAACUGAAAAGAAAAUGGACUGAAGAAACUAUGUUUAGAAACCAAGCAAGAGGAGAACCUAAAGAAAAACAAAGGUUUAUCAACGAUACAGUGAGAAGUGAUCUUCACAAAAAAAUUCUAACUCCCCCCCCCCUCCGUGAGCGAACAAAACCAUUAGAAAAAUCGCCAUUUUUGACCAAAAACCCACCCUCCGUGAGUGAACAAAAAUUUUUUAAAUAGAAAAAAUUUUAAUGGAAAAAAAUUUUGAUAUAUAAGUGAUAAUUAGUAUAAUGAAAAUCUAGAGCUAAUUCUGUUUAAUUUUAAACAAAUUGCGUUUUAAAACAUAAAUUUUGCAAAUUAAAUUAAUAUUUGCUUCCCAAUUUUUGCAAAUUAGGAUUUUUUUAAAUUUCGAAAAAAAUAUUUUUUUAUAAAAUUUAUAUAUAAAUUUUUUUUAAAAAAAAAAAUUAACCCCCCUCCGUGAGCGAACAAAAUUUUUUUGUUCGCUCACGGAGGGGGGGGGGGAGUAAAGAGAUACAUUUAUUAA